AUGACUAAUUUGUACAUGCUCGUGCUCGAUUACUCUUUCCCAACGAUGCAAGUACCGGACAACUACAUACGCCUUGCGCUCGACGAAGCCAGGAAGUGCCAGCCAACGCCGACGGCAUUCUGCGUCGGCUGCGUGCUCACAACGAGUAUAGCCGACACGGACGAUCCGAUCAUUUUAGCGACGGGGUAUUCGCGAGAGCUUCCAGGAAACACGCAUGCUGAAGCGAACGCCUUGACGAAAGCGCAUCAGCUUACUUCAAAGGAUCUGCAGCGGCUCUUCCCCACCUUGCCCAGCAAUAUCACUAUCGACGAGAUCCUGACAUAUGCGGACAUUUAUACGACGAUGGAGCCAUGUUCAGUGCGGACAUCUGGUCUAUCGCCCUGCGCAGAUGCCAUCAUAGCAGCCAAGAUCCGCAGAUGUUUCAUAGGCGUUGGAGAGCCGGAUGACUUCGUCAAAUGCGAGGGCGCACAGAAGUUGCAGGAUGCAGGGGUUGAAGUAAUCUGGAUCAGAGGACUGGAGAACGAAUGCCUGGAGGAUACAGUCGAUUAUCGCAAUUUUGGUGGGCAGUGUCCGUCUAUUCUCGCGCAGCGCUCGAUUGCUCCAACCAAUACGGAUGACGAGCUGGCGAGUCUUAGACAGAUGCUUCAAGCUACGCCUGUUGCACCAAUAAAGCAUCAUCGUAGUCUGGCCACACUGAUUGUUGAUAUGGCUCUUGCCGUCCGCCAAAAAUGCCAACGCAUACAACCGGUCAAGCAGCUUUCCUCGCUGGCGAAGGUUGACCUUCUCGACUAAACAAGAGACGGCCGCGGUCGAACGAACAUCUCGUUUCUCAACUAUCCGCAGACAUCUCUUGCUUUGAUUACUGUUUGCUCAGGCGAGAAACUCUAGAAGACCUUACGAAUGGCGGUUUCCAACUUUGUAGUGUUGCUUUGCUCUUGAAGUUGCUAUGUACCAUCCACCAUAUCUCCGCUCCGUGCGAAUACAAAUCUCAUACUGUUUAUCAUCAAUAAAGUAGGAUUGCU
Laetiporus sulphureus 93-53 is the source of this 1022-nucleotide messenger RNA. Its product is annotated as cytidine deaminase-like protein. The record is from RefSeq and is a predicted model, not a curated record. The transcript has 4 exons. Lineage: Eukaryota; Fungi; Basidiomycota; Agaricomycetes; Polyporales; Laetiporaceae. Bases 1 to 792 code for a protein of 263 amino acids. Gene Ontology annotation, molecular function: diaminohydroxyphosphoribosylaminopyrimidine deaminase activity.